This is a messenger RNA of Acaulospora morrowiae, 164 nucleotides long. NCBI's taxonomy places the organism in Eukaryota, Fungi, Glomeromycota, Glomeromycetes, Diversisporales, Acaulosporaceae. The record is from the annotation of a GenBank genome assembly.
UCAACGCGGGUGAGAUUAAUGUAUCACAAGAAAGUGAUAGUAAAUGCAAUGUGCUGUUUGGUAACAUUGCAUAUACAAAUGACAGGACAAGGGAAAUAUCAUAUACAAAUGAUUUUCAUGUUGGUCAGUGCGGGGCAUUUUUGCAGUGUAUCACGGGAGACUAG